This is a messenger RNA of Penicillium pulvis, 1152 nucleotides long. Its product is annotated as phosphatidylinositol-specific phospholipase C. Gene Ontology annotation, biological process: lipid metabolic process. NCBI's taxonomy places the organism in Eukaryota, Fungi, Ascomycota, Eurotiomycetes, Eurotiales, Aspergillaceae. Gene Ontology annotation, molecular function: phosphoric diester hydrolase activity. Bases 1 to 1152 code for a protein of 383 amino acids. The record is from RefSeq and is a predicted model, not a curated record. The transcript has a single exon.
AUGCUCGCCUCUCUGCUGUCCCUGGCCAUGGUGGCCACGUGGGCUUCACCAGUUUUUUCAUCUUCUUUGGAAUAUUUUGCUCUGGAGAAGGUGCUCGCUGACGCAACCCCUAUCUUUGGCGACUAUGUGAAAGAAACUGGAAGCAAAGCGGAGUGGAUGAAAAAUUACAAGGAUGACACUCAACUGAUCCACAUGAACAUCCCUGGCACCCACGACAGCGCGACAUGGAACUAUAGCCAGGCCACUCGAACCUCUCUUUUAGGCAUCACCGACCUCAACCAGGUGGCAGUUCCGGUGCCGGAGACCUUCCGUUGUCAAGAACUGUCUUGGAUUGACAUGCUUAAUAGGGGUAUCCGCGCAUUUGACUUGCGUUACGCGUUUGAUCCCACUAACACGACAAUAAUCUUCUACCACUCGGAAGCUCUGCUUUCCGAGAUCGCAACCCUGGAUGAUGUACUCUUUGGUUUCUAUAAGUGGCUUGAUGACCAUCCGUCCGAGACCCUAUUCCUAUCUCUCCAGUACGAGGGCUCGACAGCCAAAUACGCGUCCAACGACGCGUUGCUCCAGCUCAAGCUCUUCAACACGCUGACCUCCCCGGUCGCGCAGAAGUAUUUCGUUCAGAAGAAGAACGAACUUGGAACGCUAGGCGAAGCGCGCGGAAAGAUCACCUUGAUGCGUCGCUUUGACCUUGACCAAUUGGCGGACUCCUACACGGCCGCGAUGCCAGGCCUUCACUUCUCGCCAAGCCUGUGGACUGACAAUGAUCCAAAUAUUGUUCUCAUUUACAAUGAGGAGAAAAAUCUGACCGCCUAUAUUGAAGACUAUUACGAGCCCACACCCCAUGCGGGAUCUACCGCGACCGAAAACAUCCAGUGGAAGUACAAUGCUACCUCUAGGCACAUUGUCAAGGCUACCAUUGAGCACCCGGACAGUCUUUUUUGGACUUGGGCAUCCAGCGAAAACACUGAUAACGUACCUCCGGUGUGGCCAAAGAUCAUGGCUGUUGGAAACGGCACUUUGACUCCUCAAGGAGGCGUUAACCAGCGCCUUGUCCCUUUUUUGAAGGAGCAGAAGGGUAAGAGGGUUGGAAUUGUCAUGUUCGACUACUUCGACGUGCCAUCCGAUCUGAUUGAUGAGUUCUUGGGUCUAUAA